UACCAAAGUGCGAGCAGUAAAGCAGACGAAGACGCCAAGAGAGCUGCCGAAGAAGAGGAGGAGAAAAAGCCCGACAGAUUGGCUCUUCUUCUCGCGGAAUCCAAGUUCUCGUGCGGAGACAAAAAGGACGGAUACUAUGCCGACGAAAGUGUCGGGUGUCAGGUGUUUCACUACUGUGUGGCCGGCGCUAAACACAGCUGGCAGUGUCCCGAGAAUACGGUCUUCCAUCAGAUCCACUUGAAUUGUGUG
Messenger RNA from Medioppia subpectinata, 249 nucleotides. The record is from the annotation of a GenBank genome assembly. Lineage: Eukaryota; Metazoa; Arthropoda; Arachnida; Sarcoptiformes; Oppiidae.